This is a messenger RNA of Prunus mume (Japanese apricot), 1845 nucleotides long. Its product is annotated as prunin 1 Pru du 6.0101-like. NCBI's taxonomy places the organism in Eukaryota, Viridiplantae, Streptophyta, Magnoliopsida, Rosales, Rosaceae. Gene Ontology annotation, molecular function: nutrient reservoir activity. The record is from RefSeq and is a predicted model, not a curated record.
CAAACACAAGAUACAAGUGAGCUCGAAUUACAAGUUAUCUAUCUCCUUCUCAUUUCUUGUGUUAUGGCUAAGGCUUUCGUUUUCUCUCUUUGCUUGCUUCUGGUUUUCAAUGGCUGCUUAGCGGCACGCCAGUCCCAGUUGAGUCCGCAGAACCAGUGCCAGCUCAACCAGCUCCAAGCCCGCGAACCCGACAACCGCAUCCAGGCGGAGGCGGGUCAGAUCGAGACCUGGAACUUCAACCAGGAGGACUUCCAGUGUGCCGGGGUCGCCGCCUCUCGAAUCACCAUUCAGCGCAACGGCCUACACUUGCCCUCCUACUCCAACGCCCCUCAACUCAUCUACAUCGUCCAAGGUAGGGGUGUUCUAGGAGCAGUGUUCUCUGGGUGCCCUGAGACUUUCGAAGAGUCUCAGCAGUCUCAAGAACAGGAACAGGAACAGGAACGACAACAACAACAACAACAACAACAGGGAGAACAAGGACGACAACAGGGCCAACAAGAGCAGCAGCAAGGCCAACAAGGGCGCCCGCAACAACAACAACAAUUCCGACAGCUCGACCGCCACCAGAAGACCCGCCGCAUCCGUGAGGGCGAUGUUGUCGCCAUACCUGCCGGAGUCGCCUACUGGUCCUACAACGACGGCGACCAGGAGCUUGUUGCAGUCAACCUUUUCCACGUCAGCAGCGAUCACAACCAGCUCGACCAAAACCCAAGGAAAUUCUAUCUAGCUGGUAACCCAGAGAAUGAGUUUAACCAACAAGGCCAAAGCCAACCCCGCCAGCAGGGUCAGCAACCAUUCGGACGUCCCGGACAACAAGAACAACAAGGAAACGGCAACAACGUCUUCUCCGGCUUCAACACACAGCUCCUCGCCCAGGCCCUCAACGUCAACGAAGAGACUGCCAGGAACCUCCAGGGACAGAACGACAACAGGAACCAAAUCAUCAGGGUAAGGGGCAACCUCGACUUCGUCCAGCCCCCAAGGGGACGACAGGAGCGUGAGCACGAGGAGCGACAACAGGAGCAGCUCCAGCAGGAGAGGCAACAACAAGGAGGACAACCGAUGGUCAACGGUCUUGAGGAGACCUUCUGCAGCUUGAGGUUGAAGGAGAACAUCGGCAACCCUGAGCGUGCCGACAUCUUCUCUCCCCGGGCCGGCCGCAUCAGCACCCUCAACAGCCACAACCUCCCCAUCCUCAGGUCGCUCCGCCUCAGCGCCGAGAGAGGCUUCUUCUACCGCAACGGUAUCUACAGCCCACACUGGAAUGUGAACGCCCACUCAGUGGUGUACGUGAUCAGAGGAAAUGCUAGGGUUCAGGUGGUGAACGAGAACGGAGAUGCAAUUCUUGACCAGGAGGUGCAGCAGGGACAGCUGUUCAUAGUCCCACAGAACCACGGCGUGAUCCAGCAAGCCGGCAACCAAGGGUUCGAGUACUUUGCCUUCAAGACGGAGGACAAUGCGUUCAUUAACACCUUGGCUGGACGGACCUCCUUCCUACGUGCACUGCCGGAUGAGGUGCUGGCCAACGCAUACCAAAUUUCUCGAGAGCAGGCGAGGCAGCUCAAGUACAACCGGCAGGAGACCAUUGCCUUGAGCUCCAGCCAGCAGAGGAGGGCAAUUGUGUAAAUGUAUGAAGAAAAAUGUAGUGAAUGCGGCACGUAGUGUUUUUUGGAGUUGUUAAAAAGAAAGGAAGCGGAGCCUGAGACUGAGAGUGUAUAAAUAAAAGAUCCUUAUAAGGCUUGUUACUAAUAAUGUAAGAGGAGAGAGUCUAGCUACCAAGUAAUUAAAUAGGUACUACGUGUAAUCUAUGCAUAUGUAAUGAAAAUUUCCCCCCUUUUUCCUAAA